Cricetulus griseus (Chinese hamster) is the source of this 829-nucleotide messenger RNA. Lineage: Eukaryota; Metazoa; Chordata; Mammalia; Rodentia; Cricetidae. The record is from RefSeq and is a predicted model, not a curated record.
GUCUGGCCUCAGCAUGGCCACCCUGCUCGUGAGAAGCGCGGUGGCUUCGCUCAUGCAUCCGCUCCUACACCUGAGCCGCUUCGCGGUGAGGCCCCGGGCCUUCUCCUCAUUCCUCUUGGGGACUCUUCCAAGCGCCAGACCCUGCGCAGAGGCGCGCUCACUUCUCUGGGGCCGCCCCGUGCCGCACCUGCAGCUUACACAGGGCUUCAAGACCAAGGGUGUCCUCAGGAAGCGCUGCAGGGACUGCUACAUGGUAAAGAGGCGUGGGCGCUGGUUCGUGCUCUGUAAGACCAACCCCAGGCAUAAGCAGAGGCAAAUGUAAGGGCAAAUGCCCGCGGGGAAUUCGUCUCACCGUGUCAAAGAAAAAUAAAUGUAAGCGUCCUGGAACCUGAGAUCUUUGGGUCUUAAGGUUUUGUUGAACUCGCCCGCUUUCCCCGCUGAAUCGUAGCCCAGUUCUUUCCAUUCUAGUCAGCCCAAAGCUGCAGAUGGAGGAGGAUUGUUACUGUUCCUGCAGCUGUGUGUUGCGCUGCAGGACGGAAGAAACUGGAAUACAAAGCUGGUUUUAUCUCUUGAGACAAGGUCUGGCUCUGUAGCCCGGACUGACCAGAAACUUGCAGAGAACCUCCUGCCUCUGCUUCUCACUCGUUAUCAAAUGCCACAGAAUGCAAGUGCUUCCAAUAAGCCAACUGAGCCGGAAGGUUCCUGAGUGGAGCACUGCAACCCCAGCUUAAAAAUAAACGAUGUUGUUGGAUAGUGACUGUCCCAACCUUUGCUCAAGGAAAACGUUGUUUUUCAGACACCAAUUAAAAAUGUCAGGAUUGUUAUUAAA